AUGCCUCCCAGUCGCUCGCAGCUCAUCGCCACGGCAAACGCCUUCGUCGCCGCCUACAACAAAUGGACCGUCCCCGACGUCCUCUCCAUCCGCAGCCCAACAUGCAAGCACCACCUCCUCCCCGGCACCAAGCUGCCCUCCAGAAACAACCAGGAGUUUGCCGAGUUCCUCGAGCGCAUAAUUCCCAUCAUCCGCAACUUUCGUCUGCACGUCGUGGACACGACGCCGCCGGUGGUGGACGUGGAGGCGCGGAAGGUGAUGAUGCAUCUGAAGAGCUCUGCGGAGACGGAUGUCGGGCCGUAUGAGAAUGAGUACUUUUUUGUGCUUACGGUUAGUGAGGAUGGGGAGAAGAUUGAUGAGGUUGUGGAGUUUUUGGAUACGGCGUAUACGGCUGAGUUUAUGGAGAGGCUGAGCAAGACGGGACAGACGUUGGCAUAG
Trichoderma citrinoviride is the source of this 438-nucleotide messenger RNA. RefSeq lists its product as hypothetical. Bases 1 to 438 code for a protein of 145 amino acids. NCBI's taxonomy places the organism in Eukaryota, Fungi, Ascomycota, Sordariomycetes, Hypocreales, Hypocreaceae. The record is from RefSeq and is a predicted model, not a curated record. The transcript has a single exon.